CCCACAGGCUUCAUUGUCACUUGCCCAGGCACCCCCGUGACUAGUUGAGAAUGGUGUCUUCCGCGAGCUAUCCGUAACCACCCUUCUCAAAGUGAGAUUUAUCAGCACACCAAGGAAGUUCUGUGUCGCCGCCUCAGUUGUAAGCUGCCACGGGACUCAAACCGUGACUUCAAAAUGAAAGCCCUCCGUUAAAGGGAGAAGGGAUUCAGGAAAUCUUUUUUUUUUCUCUAGCUAGCAGAACACCAUACGGUUAGGGUCAUCAAACUCUGUCGGAGUUUGACUCAUACUCCUUUCCGAUGGUUUACAGCCCUUGGCCAUGGCCGCUCAGAUGGGCAACAUGAACCGUGAAGACCGGAAUGUGCUCCGAAUGAAAGAAAGAGAAAGGAGAAAUCAAGAGAUCCAGCAAGGAGGAGAGGCCUUCCCAGCUAACUCCCCUCUCUUUCCCGAGCCUUAUAAAGUUUCUAGCAAAGAAGACAAACUAUCCAGCCGUAUCCAGAGCAUGCUAGGCAAUUACGACGAGAUGAAAGAAACGAUCGGUGAGACCCCCAUAUCUAAACUCAUGAGCAAAGGAUCAGGUUCUUCCUCCUCCGAGGAGAAGUCAGGACCAGGACUGUACAGUGAACAGAGAGGAGGGAGCGGAGGCGGCGGAGGCGGCAGCGGCGGCCAGAGCAGCAAAUGGACUCCUGUUGGCUCUUCGUCCAACGCCUCGUCCUCGUCCUCCUCCUCCUCCUCCCAGCCCAAGCGCUCGGGGCUCCAGAGCAGCCGCAGCGGGGCCGGCGGCAGCGCCAGUAGCAGCAGCGGCGGCAGCGGCAGCAGCCAGCGGCACGAGAAGGACUACAGCGGCGGCAAGAAGUCCAGCAAGCACAGCAGCGGCGGCGGCGGCGGCGGCAACUCGGACCAGUCCAAGGGGCACACGUCCAGCCCGGCCAAGGGCUCGUCCAUGGGCUCGUCGGGCCACUCGCGCUCCUCCAUGGGCGGCUCGGAGCACCACGGCAAGGACCGCUACCGCAAGUCGCCGAGGGAGCGCGAGCGCGAGCCCAGCUGGGACUCGCCGUCGCGCGUCCACACCUCCACCUUCGCCACGGGCCAACACUCCAGCCAGGCGUUCCCGCCCUCGCUGAUGACCAAGCCCAGCUCCAUGCUGCAGAAGCCCACGGCGUACGUGCGGCCCAUGGACGGCCAGGAGACGGCCGAGCCCAAGGGCUCCUCCGAGAUGUACGGCGCACAGUCGCACAGCAGCAGUGCCGGCGAGAUGAAGACCAACGGCAAGGCCUCGCUCGCCAAGCUCAAGAUCCCCACACAACCGGGCUCCAUGACCGGUGAUUCAAGCUGUGUUGAUGAGAUCUUAAAGGAAAUGACUCAGUCUUGGCCUCCCCCACUGACGGCCAUUCACACUCCCUGUAAGACGGAGCCAUCCAAAUUUCCCUUCCCUACAAAGGACUCCCAACACUCAAGUUUCAGCAGUGGCGGACACAGCAAGAGGUGCAGCACGGGGAAGAGCUCCUCCAGCACACACGGCUCUAAAGCCUGCGAGGGCGACCAGGCCAACAUGCUGGAGAGUGACCUUGCAAUAAGCAGUAGCGACGGAGAGAGUGACGGCGAGCAGGACUCUGCCAAAACGGCCCCCAGGAGCGCCCCUCAGAGUCAGGGUCCAGAGGUGGCGGAGAACUCGCGGGAGGACGCAAGCAGCCACACGGGCUCGGAGAGCAGCUCGGCGUCGGACAGCGAGAGCGAAAGCAGCUCCAGCGAGAGCGAGACCAAUGAACCGCCACGCGCCGCUUCACCAGAGCCUGAGCAGCCCACUGCCAACAAGUGGCAGCUGGACAACUGGUUCAAGAAGGUCAACAAAUUCUCCCCGGCGUCCCCCGUGGACAACAACAACGCGCCCACCACCAAGUACAGGAAAGAGGGCAGGGAGGCGGGGUCGAGGGGCGGCUACGGCGGCCAGAGCGGCUCGAAAGACGCCGGCGCGCCCCCGCAGGGCCGGGACCUGCGGCCGGCCCAGAAGGGCUCGGAGAACGGCCGCGGCCGGCAGAAGUCGCCGGCGCAGAGCGACAGCGGCGCCGGCCAGCGGCGGACGACGGGCAAGAAGCAGCCCAAGAAGAACUCGGCGGAGAAGCCGCCGGUGGUGGAGGAGCCCAAGGGCGGGCUGAUGGUGGAGAGCGAGACGCCGCAGGACAUCCCCACGCCGCGCAACAAGGCGCCCAGCAAGGGCCCGCGCAAGCCCAACAUCAAGAAGGAGCCCAAGUCGCCGCGGCAGGCCCAGGACAAGCGCAAGCCCAAGGCGCCCGCCAAGACGCCGCAGAAGUCCCGCGAGUUCCUGGACACGGACUCGUCGACGUCCGACUCGGAGGGCAACGAGAGCAUCCCGUCGUCGUCGCAGACGCCCAAGUACCAGGAGAGCAUCCGCACGCCCGUCUGCGUCUUCUCGCCCAUGGAGGAGAAGCUGCUGUCGCCGCUCAGCGACCCCGAGGAGCACUUCGCCACGCGGCAGGUGCUGCUGGUCAAGAUCGACCUGAGCCUGCUGACCCGCGUGCCCGGCCGACACUACAAGGAGCUGGACCAGAUCAAGCAGGAGAGGGACGUGGGGGAGAGGGACGGCAAGGACCUCCAGAAGCCGCCCAGCGAGAAGACCUCCAGCAAGGGGAAGAGGAAGCACGUCAAGAAUGAGGAUGAGGGCUUGAAGCCGGAAAGCAAAAAAUCCAGAAUGGAGGACAAGGCAUCGUCGCAUCACAAAUCCAGCAGUAAAGAGUCGUCCAAGCGCGGCCCGGAGAAGGAGAAGGAGUUGGCGCCCUCGCCCUCGAUGGCCGGCCUCCAGCGCACGCCCAAGCAGGAGCACCAGAGCCGCAAGCGCACCACCAGCCAGUCGUCCGCCUCGCUGUCCAGCGGCGCCAGCAGCGGCAAGGAGGGCGGCCACAGCACAAAGAACGGCCCCGCCUCCAAGCACCGGCGCGAGGACAAGCAGGGCCGCAGCACCAGGGAGGGAAAGGAGAAGUCCUCCAAGAUGCUUGACGGCCAGAUGUCUGUGACGCAGCUGUCUGACUGCUCCAAGUCGAGAUCCAAGCUUCUGUUUGAAGACCGGGUCCAUUCUGCCGAUUACUACCUACAAGAGGCCAAGAAGCUGAAACACAAUGCCGAUGCUUUGAUGGACAGGUUUGAGAAGGCAGUGUACUAUCUGGACGCUGUGGUGUCCUUCAUCGAGUGUGGGAAUGCCCUUGAGAGGAGUGCCCAGGAAGCCAAGUCUCCCUUCCCCAUGUACGCCGAGACUGUGGAGCUCAUCAAAUACACUAUGAAACUAAAGAGCUACAUGGCCCCGGACGCCACAUCAGCAGACAAGAGACUGGCAGUGCUCUGUCUGAGGUGUCAGUCUCUUCUCUACCUGCGGCUCUUCAAGCUGAGGAAGGAAAGUGCACUCAAGUACUCCAAAACACUCACUGACCACUUGAAGAAUUCCUUAAGUAAUACCCAGGCGCCGUCUCCAGGGAUGGGCAAUAAAGCGGCGGGCAUGCCCUCUCCAGUCUCCCCCAAGCUGUCCCCGGGCAGCGCGGGCAGCUACUCGUCCAGCAGCUCCAACCCCAGCAGCUCCUCGUCCGUCAACAUCCCCCAGCGCAUCCACCAGAUGGCGGCCAGCUACGUGCAGGUCACCUCCAACUUCCUCUACGCCACCGAGGUGUGGGACCAGGCCGAGCAGCUGGCCCGCGAGCAGAAAGAGUUUUUUGUGGAGCUGGAGAAGAUGAUGGGCCCGCUGAUCUUCAACACGAGCAGCAUGACCGACUUGGUGCGCUACACUCGCCAGGGCCUGGCCUGGCUGCGUCAGGACUCCAAGCUGAACCAGUAGAGGUGCUUUUCCUUCAUCUUCUCAUGCUGGACUCCUUCACUCACUCACUUAAAACGCGACUCUCUUUCAGAGCCUGGGACUCAUGGGCCUUUUGUUUUCUAAAGCCCAGCAAAACACAAACCUACACACACACACACAAAAAACAACACUCAUUACCGUUGGGCUCGAUCUGCCUCAGACAUUUGCAUAUCUUUCACUGUGUUCAUCAUCUGCACCAGCUUGCCAAAACCAGCAGCAGCAACAGCAGCACUGACUAAAACAAACCAACAAACAAACAAAAAAGACGCAAAAACUCUUGGCCCUACGGAAACCCCAGCUCCAAGCAGCUUUGUGAUAUUUAUUAUGGAAGGACGGUUCCAGCCACCAAGAGGAACUCCUUCCAAACCCCCCCAGCCUCCCCCCGGAUCCUGCGUGCUCUCCCAUAUCAUUGGGUUGAUUUGGUUUUUAGUCAAAGUAUUUAUUCAGUCCAUUGUCAAUGAUGAAGGCAUUUUAGUGCAAAGCCAUUUUUAUCGUUUUAAAUUUCAGUUUUUUUUGUCAGCAGUAAGGAAAUGUGCAUGAAAUUGGGUUUUUCACUGGCUUUGUUUAACCAAAGUACCUCCCACUUAACCAAAUGUGCUUUAAAACUUAAGGUUUUGUCCUUUAUCGGUUUUGUGCCUUGUAUUUGAUAUACAGGAAAAUAGGACGACACUUGUCCACAUACUCAUUUCCUUCAUGAAAUGUUGAUUUUUUUUUUUUUAUGAAACCGAAGCAUCGUUCUGAUGGCCGGUCCGCUGGGUAGCACAUCUGUAUUUUUUUUUCAAAGGCACAGCAGAGUUGCAAAGUUGUACUCUUGCAAAAACAAAACAAAAAAAAAAGUCCAUUCAUUUGAAAGGUUUUGGGCAGAAUUGGCCCCUCAGAGGAAACAUGCUAAAUAGCUGCCAACGGACUCUCCGAUCCUGAGGCGUUUUAAUGCUCAUGUUUUAAGGUUUGAACAAUAGCAAUGUAGCAUGCACAUGGGGUUGGUUUUUUUUAUCCAGUCACAGAUUUAUUUUUAUGAAUUGCAGGAGCAUCAUGCGUCUGCGCAUCAUUGUCACACAUAUGGCCCAAACUAUAUUUUAUUUAUACAAAGUAGAGCUUGCUUUGAGCUAAGUCCUACCUUUCGCUUACAGAGUUGAAAAGGCUUCAAACAGGGUUGAAACUAGAGCGCAGAAAUGUAAAGUAUUUCUAUUGUAAAUGGAAAGUAUUUAAAUAUUUAAUGUCAUUCAUGAAUUUCCCUUCUUGGCAUAAUCGUCAUUUGUGUAUUACAGAUCAUUUAAUGAAAGUCAUCUAUGGAAUAUAUUUAUGGUAUUUGCUAUGGAUAUUUGCAUUGAGCGUAUGAUUGUGUGUAUGAGUGAGAGAGAGAGAGAGUAUGUGUGUGUGCGAUCGUAUCACUUCAACAUCUUUCCCCUUCCAACCAUUGUCCCCUAAUCCGUCUGAUUUGAUAGCAGUUUCAUAUCGUAGAGUUGUUCCAGCUCGUAACGUAGAAAAGUAAUAGAACAAAAAAAACAAACAAACAUGGUAUUGUAGGUUUUAGAUUAUUCAGGACAGUCCUCUUAAGUAUGUUGUGUGCUGGAAAUGCCUGCUAUCUAUACCUUGCACUAGAAAUACUUUAUUAUUUGAAUUGGCUCCAUUGUGUCUGUUGAGGGAAAUCAUUCAUUUUUUACUUAUUUCUUUUGAAUGAAUGUAGUAGAGAUCAGAACUGUUAUUAUAAUGGUACAUGCCUGCGGGGCAUAAGAACACAACACUGUGGUUAGUGGACAGUCUCACAAUAGUUGUUCUGUCUCCCUCGCUCGGGUCAGACAUGUGACCGCCUCACAGCCAGUUAAAAAAAAGAAAAGAUUAUAUCAAACUUUGAGGCAGAGCAGAGCAAAGCAGAUGUGUGGGUCUGGGCCACAGUUAGUCUCCCAGACCUCCGGUGUGUGCUGUCUUUGGAUUAUUCAGCAUCAGUGGAAACGGUUGGGAGACACACUGUGGUGUAGCCUCAUAGGGUGCCUCUCAUGCAGCGUUUAUACGUCCUCCCUCGCUCCUCGGGCCUCGAUCCU
This is a messenger RNA of Sardina pilchardus (European sardine), 5898 nucleotides long. RefSeq names its product AF4/FMR2 family, member 4 (gene aff4). The transcript is spliced from 21 exons. The coding region runs from base 317 to 3838 and encodes 1173 amino acids. Gene Ontology annotation, biological process: regulation of gene expression. Lineage: Eukaryota; Metazoa; Chordata; Actinopteri; Clupeiformes; Clupeidae. The record is from RefSeq and is a predicted model, not a curated record. Gene Ontology annotation, cellular component: nucleus; super elongation complex.